This is a messenger RNA of Tupaia belangeri chinensis (Chinese tree shrew), 1086 nucleotides long. It is a transcript of the gene LRRC3C, whose product is annotated as leucine rich repeat containing 3C. NCBI's taxonomy places the organism in Eukaryota, Metazoa, Chordata, Mammalia, Scandentia, Tupaiidae. Bases 1 to 1086 code for a protein of 361 amino acids. The transcript has 3 exons. The record is from RefSeq and is a predicted model, not a curated record. Gene Ontology annotation, molecular function: protein binding. Gene Ontology annotation, cellular component: plasma membrane.
AUGGCAGAAUUCAUCAGGGUCCAGGAUCUGCCCUCUCUUGGCAUCGCCUGGCAAGGCCAUGGCUCAGGUAUCCGACACCUGGGGCCUGGAGUCACAUGCCAGGAAACCCAACACUCUUGGGCCCCAGCCCCCAACUUUCAGCAGCUACGAACAAACGUCUUCUGGAGGAGGAAGCAGGUCUCCAGAUCCCAGUGGCAGGGAGACUACUUCCGGGGAGAAGACAGCAGCACAGACGUCUCUACCACCCACAGGGUGCCCACCAGACCCUUUGGUGCCUACCUGGCCCACUGGGCAGCCACCCUGCUAGGACUAUGCCAGUCUGUGGCCAUGCUCCCCCAAGCCAGUCACCUCCUGUCCCUCCUGCUGGUAAUAGGCACAGGAGUUACGGUGCCCAGCCCCCGGGUACCUCCUCAGGGCUGUUACGUGGCAGAGGAGGCUGGUGAGCGGACAUUCCGGUGCAGCCAGGCAGGCCUAAGAGCUGUGCCCACUGGCAUCCCCAACGACACCCGCAAACUCUACCUGGAUGCCAACCAGCUGGCAUCAGUGCCAGCUGGUGCCUUCCAGCAUCUGCCUAUCCUGGAGGAGCUGGAUCUGUCCCACAAUGCCCUUGCCCACCUCUCAGGGGCCGCUUUCCAGGGCCUGGGAGGCACUCUGCGUCGCCUCGACCUCUCUGCCAACCAGCUGGCCUCGGUGCCCGCAGAAGCCUUUGCGGGGCUGCAUAUCCAUGUGAACCUGUCCGCCAACCCCUGGCGCUGCGACUGUGCCCUCCAGGAAGUGCUAAGGCAGGUGAGGCUGGUGCCAGGCACUGGGACAGGCAUCGUGUGUGGCCCGGGAGGCCGCCCAGAUCUUGUGGGGCAGGAAUUCAUGCUGCUGGAAGAAGAGCUGUGUGGGACAGGGCCGGGUGGGGCCCGGCGGAGCACCGAUGUGGCCCUGCUGGUCACCAUGGGGGGCUGGCUGACACUGGUGGUGGCUUACCUGGUCUACUACGUGUGGCAGAACCGGGAUGAGACCCGGCGCUCCUUCAAGCAGGCCCCCGUGCUGCUGGUGCGCUCCGAGGACUCCUCCACCCUCAGCACAAUGGUCUGA